Molecule: messenger RNA, 1782 nt
Organism: Phoenix dactylifera (date palm)
Lineage: Eukaryota; Viridiplantae; Streptophyta; Magnoliopsida; Arecales; Arecaceae
Biological process (GO): regulation of DNA-templated transcription
Molecular function (GO): RNA binding
Source: RefSeq, a predicted model, not a curated record
GAGAGAGAGAGAGAGAGUCGGCCUCGCGAAAGUGAGGAGGCGGUUCCGCUGCCGCUGGCGACUCGUAGCGGAGGCGGUCUUAGCAGCAUGGUACUGCGCCCGCCGGACAGAGGCGGAGUGGGCGACGUCGUGAAGCCCGCGGAGGUCCACGCCGCGAAUGACCGCCGUGACUCGCCGCGGGACCUCCGCGGCCGGGAUUCGCCGCGCAACCUACGCCGCCUAGACUCUCCGCUUGAUCCACGCCCCCGCGACUCGCCGCAGGACCUUCGCCGCCGGGACUCGCCGCGCAACCUACGCCGCCUAGACUCUCCGCUUGAUCCACGCCCCCGCGACUCGCCGCAGGACCUUCGCCGCCGGGACUCGCCGCGUAACCUACGCCGCCUAGACUCUCCGCUUGAUCCACGCCCCCGCGACUCGCCGCAGGACCUUCGCCGCCGGGACUCGCCGCGCAACCUGUGCUUCCCAGACUCGCCGCCGCCUUUCCACCGCCGCCGCUCUUUGGCAGAUUUUCGCCGCCGCGGCAGUCCUGCCGGUUUUCACCCCCGUUACCAACGAUUCGGUUCAGGAUAUGCUAUGCAUGCAGGUUCCAUUUCACCUUCACGCUGGCAAAGGCUGGAUGAUGGUCAUUAUGACCCGGAGUUUGAUGGUCCGCUAGGACCACGUUUUGGCCAUGGACUUCAAGGUGAAAGGUUUCGAGAUGCUUCACCACCUUAUGGACCUGGAAGGGGUGGCAGGCCAUUUGGGAGACACUAUAAUGCAUCUGGACAAGGUUUCCCACCCUUUGAGGGAGAAUAUGUUCAUAGAAAUGAUCUGAAUUUUUCUCCUAGAGAAGGUGACUGGAUCUGCCAGAACCCCUCUUGUGGAAAUCUGAAUUUUGCACGGCCAACUUAUUGUAACAACUGCAACAAGUACCGCUAUGAACCUCAACUCCAUGGUCAUGGUCGCAGUCCUCGGAGAGGCUACUUUAACUCUCCUUCCCCUUGUGAAUCUCCUCCAAGGAUCUUUGGUCCACCUAUGGAUCGUGGCCUGCGGAGAGACUUGGGAAGACAUAGAUCACCACCUCAUGGUUGGGGUAUGGAUGGGCCCAGAGAUUCUGGUUUUGGCUCACCACCCGCAGGGCGUGUGGGAAGGUUUGCGGAUCACAUGCACAGGGAGAGAUUCGACUACCACUAUGAACUUGAUUAUAGGGGGAGAGGGAAAUUUGACUGGCCAGUGCUUGAUGAGCAGGAUCGUAGAGAUCGUGGGAGGGAUGGAUUUGUUCCUAAUAGAAGAGGAUAUGAUCGAUGCCCUCCAUUACCCCGUGGUUGGUGGUGGUAUGAUUCAAUGGAGAGAAGCCGCUCGCCGAUUGGAAACAGGCCACUGAAGAAAUCUUACAUGGCCCUAGAUUGCGAUGAUCGGCACUUUGAUGACUCAUAUAUGGGUCAAGGGCAGACUGAUGAUUUGGAUCUGCAUCGUGGACGUGGUUAUCGGCGGGGCGGCAAUUCUUUUGCAGGUCCAGGCCAAGGUGAUAGAUGGGGCAUAGCCCGUGGUAGGAAUGAUGAUGUGUACUAAAUAUGCUGGAUAAACAAAUGAAAUGCCUUCAGGUGGGAAAUUUUUGUGGGACCUGCUUUAGCUAAGAGAACUCUCUUAUAUAGACUGAGACUCAGAAAUUUGUUCAGAUUAGUUUUUCAGGCUCCUUGUAUGCCUUUUUUUGGUGGUUGUAGUUUCUCCAUUAUAUAAUAGAGUUUUUGACGGACUCAGGUUUAAUGAAAGAGAAUCUUCAUGGUCAUGUUGAAAUGGCGA